UUCACUGAUAUUUCAAUUCAUCAGGAAAAAAACAGAAAUAUACAACAGCUCAUCUAAAGAAUAUAUAAAUCAUCCAAAUCAUGUCUGAGUCAAUUGCCGCACUCCGCAGACAGCGUCGUGAUGAGCUAGCAAAGCUCGCAGACGAACACCUGCAGCAUGAUCUCCAGCCCGCCGAUCGCGAUGCUCUGAAGGCCGCAGCCUUAACGGUUUCGACCUGGACGGUCGUCGGUUCAGCUAUAGGAAUUGGCCUCGGUUUUUAUGUGGCGUUUCGCCUGAGGGGGGUGCGCAAGCAGGUUUUCGAAGCAUUCAAAGCGCAGGAGAAGCCUGUCAGUGUUCUCUUCGCGGAUGGGAGGACUGAAUCCAUCCCCGAUAUUACACCAUUACUCAAGCCAUCCUCGCUGGGAGACUUUGCGACGUAUUUUUUCGCUUCUGCUGGAGGAUUGUUUUUGGGCGGAGAGCUCGGUCUUCUGGGCGGCUCAGCCAGAGCAAGUCGCAGUAUCACGAAAGAUCCGGAGACGAGAAAGCGGAUCGAGAGUGCCUUUCGCAAAUACCGUGCCGACAUGCUGCGACGUGAAGCAGAUAACCUUGAUAGUGGAGAGAAAGUAUGGGACAGAAUGUUUUAAUCAAAGUUGUGUUGAGAUGCGAGAUAUGUUAUCCAAAACCAAGAGAAAGUGGGAAAGAGCGGGAGAAUGGAAGAAACGAAGAGGAGGAUGAGGCCCUUCAGAGACAGGGUUGAGAUUCAACAGCAAGAUGUCAAAGGCUGAAUAUGCCAUUAUAAAACUGAAUUGGAUAAAGGAGCCUAAUUAAUAUACCUUUCUAUUGUA
Talaromyces proteolyticus is the source of this 824-nucleotide messenger RNA. RefSeq lists its product as uncharacterized. Bases 81 to 623 code for a protein of 180 amino acids. NCBI's taxonomy places the organism in Eukaryota, Fungi, Ascomycota, Eurotiomycetes, Eurotiales, Trichocomaceae. The transcript has 3 exons. The record is from RefSeq and is a predicted model, not a curated record.